AUGUGGAUCACCGCCUCUGAGCUGGCAGAGAGGCUGACACGAGCUUCAGCGGGUCAGCUGCACGCAUCGGAUCCGCAAUUUUCCACAGCCAUCAUCGAUGUGCGUGACGACGAUUUCGAGGGAGGCAACAUUGUCGGCUGCAGGAAUGUGCCCAGCCGAAUCUACAGGGACAGCGUCAAGGGCGUGGUCAGGGACGUGCAGCAGUACCCCCUUGUCGUCUUUCACUGUCAGCUCUCGCAGUCCAGAGGACCAACCGCAGCGCGACUUUACAUCGACGAACGAGUAUCGCAACUCGAGGCUGGCAAGCUGAAGCCCUUGCGGGAGCCCAAGGAGUCGGAUGAUGAGAUUGGAAAGUGUAUCGAGGGCGGUCAAGAGAUUCGCAUCUUGAGGGGCGGCUUUUCUUCCUUUGGGGAAAAGUACAAGGCGAACCCUAAGCUCGUCGAAAAUUGGGAUCAAGAGUCUCAGGAUUAUCGAUGAGCCGCGCGCGGAUGCAUGCCAUCGAGAUGGCCUUGCGAUGGAUGAUGCCCCCUCGCGGCGUGCCACUUGUAUUUCGUGCUCUAGCUCUAGAACCUCAAGAUGCGUCUGGCCCAAGCCGAGCAGGAGCAGGAUCUUCCACAUACAUUCUGCGGCCGGCGUGUCAUUCGGGAGGCAUGGGGCGUCAGUCGCCACCUGCACUCGAUUCGAAGAGCGUCACCUCUCUAUCUUGCACCCCAAUAGUACCCGCUCGUGGAGCGAUAGGAGAGUCAAUAAAGUGCUAUUGACACCGCAAAGCCACAGAGACAAGUUCGCUCGAGCGCUUGCUCUUAUUCGAACUUGGGCUAACGAUGCGUCCGGCUCGCCGGUGCUCUGGAUUGUGGAUGGGUUGAGCAUGAUUGAU
This is a messenger RNA of Ceraceosorus guamensis, 877 nucleotides long. RefSeq lists its product as hypothetical. Gene Ontology annotation, molecular function: protein tyrosine phosphatase activity. The transcript is spliced from 4 exons. Gene Ontology annotation, cellular component: nucleus; cytoplasm. The record is from RefSeq and is a predicted model, not a curated record. Lineage: Eukaryota; Fungi; Basidiomycota; Exobasidiomycetes; Ceraceosorales; Ceraceosoraceae. Bases 1 to 477 code for a protein of 158 amino acids.